Salvelinus namaycush (lake trout) is the source of this 1830-nucleotide messenger RNA. RefSeq names its product oxysterol-binding protein-related protein 2-like. NCBI's taxonomy places the organism in Eukaryota, Metazoa, Chordata, Actinopteri, Salmoniformes, Salmonidae. Gene Ontology annotation, cellular component: membrane; cytosol; intracellular membrane-bounded organelle. Gene Ontology annotation, molecular function: cholesterol binding. The coding region runs from base 165 to 1565 and encodes 466 amino acids. The transcript is spliced from 14 exons. The record is from RefSeq and is a predicted model, not a curated record.
AGAGUUCUUCAAGCCUAGUACACUUUUCGUUGUUUAUGUUUUGUACAGCAACACAUUUGGACUUUGAAACGCUGGUGUCUGUGAGGCUUGGAUAGCCUGAACCACAAGUACCCGGCCAAAAAAUAAAGAUAUGUUUUGAGUGAUAUUGGACAAUACUGCUCAGAAUGAACAGCGAGGAAGAGUUCUACGAUGCUGAGACAGGUCUUGAAUCAGAUGAUGACUCUUGUGAGGUCAAUUUUGAAGAUGCCCAAGUGUAUGACAGCAAGCAUUCAUCCAAUGCCAGCACACCUCAGGAAAAUGGAGUGUGGGAGCGCAGGAAAACCCUGCGUGCUCCAAUGAUCUCCAGACAUGACUACAGUGUAUGGGGCAUACUAAAGAAAUGCAUUGGCAUGGAGCUGUCCAAGAUAACGAUGCCCAUCGUGUUCAACGAGCCCCUGAGUUUCCUCCAGAGAAUGUCAGAGUACAUGGAACACACUCACCUCAUCCACAAAGCCUGCACCCUGUCAGACUCCAUAGACCGCAUGCAGGUGGUAGCUGCUUUUGCAGUUUCUUCUGUGGCAUCUCAAUGGGACAGAACUGGAAAGCCAUUUAAUCCUUUGCUGGGAGAGACCUAUGAACUCACACGUGAGGACGAGGGGUACAGGUUGAUCUCAGAACAAGUGAGCCACCAUCCACCUAUCAGUGCCUUCCAUGCCCAGUCUCUGAAGCAGGAGUUUGAGUUCCACGGCUCCAUCUACCCCAAACUCAAGUUCUGGGGCAAGAGCGUGGAGGCGGAGCCUAAAGGCACCAUGACACUGGAGCUGCUCAAACGUAAAGAGGCGUUUACAUGGACAAACCCUCUCUGCUGUGUACAUAACAUCAUCAUGGGCAAACUCUGGAUUGAGCAAUACGGAACUGUGGAAAUAGUCAACCACAACACGGGGGACAGGUGUGUGUUGAACUUCAAGCCGUGCGGCAUGUUUGGGAAAGAGCUGCACAAAGUGGAGGGCUACAUUCAGGAUAAGAGUAAGAAGAAGCGACGUGUGCUGUAUGGGAAGUGGACAGAGUGUAUGUACAGUGUGGCGCCUAAGGUGUAUGAAGCCAACAAGAAGAAGGCAGAAAAGGGAGAUGCUAAGAAAAAUAAACCGGAGCAAAGUGCUGGAAAACAGGAGACUGAAGAUAUGCCUGGGGUUCAAGAGACCGUCUCUGUGAUAACAGGAAGUGCCUUACUAUGGAGAAUAACCCCACGACCUGCACAUUCUGAAGAGAUGUAUAACUUCACCAGCUUCACCAUGACACUGAAUGAGCUGGAGCCUGGUAUGGAGAGGCUGUUGGCACCCACAGACUGCCGUCUACGACCUGACGUCAGAGCAAUGGAGAAUGGAGACCUGGACACAGCAAGUGUAGAGAAGGACAGGCUAGAGGAAAAACAGAGAGCUGCACGCAAGGAAUGUUCCAAGGAUGAAGAAGAGUGGUCAACCAGGUGGUUUCGGUUGGGAACAAACCCUCACACAGGAGCCCAGGACUGGCUGUACACAGGGGGAUAUUUUGAUAGAAAUUACACAGACUGUCCCAACAUUUACUGAUGGGGUAGGAGGCACUAGGAAGGGUUUCCAUCACCACCCAUAGUGGAUUGAUGUAUGCCCGAUGAUCCCGUUCGUUCUCAGCCUUAGAAUGUUAGGCAGCUGAGCCCACAAUUAUUACAGUUUUCCCAACCUAGACAAACCUUUCCCGCAAUACAACAAUGGAAUCAAGAAAUUAAUAUGUACAGUGGGGAGAACAAGUAUUUGAUACACUGCCGAUUUUACAGGUUUUCCUACUUACAAAGCAUGUAGAGGUCUGUAAUUUUUA